AUGGAGCCGCGCUUCAAGCUGAGCAGGGUGAGCUCGGCACAGCCAGUGGACGCCACCGAAUACAGGAGCAUCAUGGGCAUGCUCCGCUACCUCGUCCACACCAGGCCGGAUCUUGCCUUCUCCGUUGGGUACGUCUCCCGGUUCAUGCAGGAGCCCACGACGGAGCACAUGGCGGCAGUGAAACAUGUUCUGCGCUAUGUGGCCGGGACUUUGCACUGGGGAGUGCGGUACACCCGCGGUGACCAUGAUGCGCCUCUGAUCGGCUACAGCGACAGCGAUCUGGGCGGCGAUGUGGACAACCGCAGGAGCACCACCGGCGUCGCCUUCUUCCUUGGCAGCAACCUGGUCAGCUGGCAAUCACAAAAGCAGAGGGUGGUGGCCCUCUCCUCAUGCGAGUCGGAGUACAUGGCUGCCACCACGGCGACUUGUCAAGGUAUAUGGCUCGCACGGCUGCUGGGAGAAAUAAAAGACGAAGAACUGAAGGUUGCGGUGCUCAACGUCGACAACAAGUCGGCCAUCUCAGUGAGUAAGAACCCUGUUUACCACGACCGGAGCAAACACAUUGAAAUCUGGUAUCAUUUCAUCCGGGAGUGCGUGGAGAACGGGAAGAUCCAGAUCGAGUUCGUUCAGUCUGGAGAUCAACUUGCCGAUGUACUCACUAAGGCACUCGGGCGAGUCAAGCUUCAGGAGCAGCGCAUGAAGAUCGGGAUGGUGGAGCUCGACGAAGCACACAAUGCUUAG
This is a messenger RNA of Aegilops tauschii subsp. strangulata, 741 nucleotides long. RefSeq names its product secreted RxLR effector protein 161-like. Lineage: Eukaryota; Viridiplantae; Streptophyta; Magnoliopsida; Poales; Poaceae. The record is from RefSeq and is a predicted model, not a curated record.